GUAAUUCUGAAACAAUGAAUCAAGAAUCUUCCCAGUUGUCAUGAAUUAACCUUUUCUCUGUCAAAAAUAAUCAAAUAUAAGACAACCCAAUUCAACCCAAAAGCCAUUUUUGCCUUUAUCAUUCUAUUUUUCUGGGUAAAAAAGGAGAUGAAGAAGCAGAACAUAGCCAUGGAAACUGAAGAGUUUUUGGAUAUGACUGUGAAAAUCAUAACAAAGAUGGGUCCUUUAUUUCAGUGUCAAAGAGCAAAUUUUGCUUUACUAGAAGUGAAAAUGGUUGAGGUUUUACAGAGGAAUUACAAAUUUCAACUCAAACAAUUCUUGGCAGCUUUUUUCUGGUUCAAGAAAGGACAACGGUAAGAAAAAUCUUAGAAGAGGCGAGCCUCCACGACAACUCAGAAGGGUGCAAAAAUGGAAGGAAAGGGGAAACAGGAUAGCACUGCCAAUGUGACGAAUGUGAACAAGAAUUGUCCGGACGUUGGAGUCAUCCCUAAACAGGAAGUGCUGGUUGAUGAUCAGCUCUCUGGUGCGGAUGAAGGGCUGAUAAUUCAUUAUCUUGACAAGAAAAUGAUGGACCAGCCCUUUCCCAAUUACACUAUUCAUGAAGUCGACGUCUUCUUGUACCAUCCUCAUCAGCUUUCUCAGAUGCACCAUCCAUCUCAAGCGAAAAAAUGGUACUUUGUGAGCCCAGCAAGCAACAAAUAUACAGAGGGAGGUCAAUCUAACAGGGUUAGCGUGAACGAUGAUGGAUAUUGGGAACCUUGUGGAACCGAUUCUCUCAUCCACAAGGAUGGUAAACUGAUUGGAUACCGAAAGACACUAAACUACAUUGAGGGGAAGCAUGAUAAGGAUAUGAAGAGGACUGAAUGGCUAAUGCAUGAAUACAGACUGGAAGGAAGCAGAGACAUGCAGCGGGUAUUUUGCAAGUUAUUCAAGUCGAAUAACAAGCUCAUGGAAGCAGAGGAGAAGGAAGCGACCAAAUUUGCUGCUCCAAAUGAUGGGGUAUCUAGCGCGGACCCCACAAUUCAAGGCCCCGAGAAAGCAAAUGACAUAACUAAUGAUAAGGGGCCGAGUAAUGGUCAUGGCCGUGAUUUACUUCCUAUGCCUGAUACUGAUCAGGGCACCACGAUACCUACCCCUAUGCCUCAACAUGUUCAGGGAACUACGCUUACUCGUACAGGUCGACAGAAAGCAACAAACAAUGUGGUUAGAAAUAAGCGUCCUAGACGUAAGCGUGAUUCACAUCCACCGCCUGCAUCUCAUCAAGGCCUUAUGAUGCCACACCUACCGAAUGCAAACUCUCAGCCUCAGCGUGACCAGGGAAUUAGGCUUCCUCCUCCUUUGCCUCAAAAUGAUGAGAGAAAGACGUUUCCUAUUUCUACAGGGCCAUAUAAAGCUAACAAUGGUGUGGUGUUGACUGACAACGGCCCAAGUAACAGCCUUGUGGUACCUUUCUGUCCCGAAUAUAUUCUUGAUGAGCCCAGCUUUGAUUGGACCGUGGCCAACUCUUGGCUUCAAGAUGGUACUAUGCCUCCUUCUCGUCCUCAACAUGGUCAGCAUACUAUCCUUCCUCUUACAGGCAACAACGCAAAUGCUGAUGAGGUUAGUGUUAUGGGAUUAACACUCAACCAUCUCCGUGAUGCGCAGGAUCUUCCUUUUUCUGUUGAACUUCCUAAACUUCCAUCGGUUCAAGCUUCACCCCGUGGUAGCCAUGAAAAUGAAGCAGCUGUAGCACCGAGAUAUGAUGGGUGGCCGUUAUAUACUGCAGAAACUAGACUGCUACCAUUUGAUGGACCGUUUGAGUCGUUGACCGAAGAAGAAUUGGCCUUCUUUGAUAAUCCUGAUCCUGGAUAUCCAGAGGCAUUUGAGAACAAGAAAGAGGCCAAGAAAUGAUUGAAAACGAAGAAACAUGAUAUGGCACAUUUUACUAUUUCUAGUGGUUUUAGUUAUUUUAUACAAACUUCCAGUUCAUGAUUAGAGAAGGUAUGAAGGCAGUAGAUUAAGGUUUCAGGGCCAAAUAAUUGAAGAAGGUCAUACCCAAUUAUUUCAAUUUUUUUUAGCAAUUACUAUCUUUAUCAAACAAUCUAUUAAGUACUAGUUUUUUUUUUUGGUUAUUUUUUGUGCUUGGUUUUUCAGGUCAUUGUUCUGAUUAUCGAUACUGCCUUUUCCAGUUA
This is a messenger RNA of Nicotiana tabacum (common tobacco), 2171 nucleotides long. RefSeq lists its product as uncharacterized. Gene Ontology annotation, molecular function: DNA binding. NCBI's taxonomy places the organism in Eukaryota, Viridiplantae, Streptophyta, Magnoliopsida, Solanales, Solanaceae. The record is from RefSeq and is a predicted model, not a curated record. Gene Ontology annotation, biological process: regulation of DNA-templated transcription.